Plasmodium knowlesi strain H is the source of this 2007-nucleotide messenger RNA. Its product is annotated as lysine--tRNA ligase, putative. Gene Ontology annotation, cellular component: cytosol; cytoplasm. The record is from RefSeq and is a predicted model, not a curated record. The transcript has a single exon. Gene Ontology annotation, molecular function: lysine-tRNA ligase activity; ATP binding; tRNA binding. NCBI's taxonomy places the organism in Eukaryota, Apicomplexa, Aconoidasida, Haemosporida, Plasmodiidae. Gene Ontology annotation, biological process: lysyl-tRNA aminoacylation. The coding region runs from base 1 to 2007 and encodes 668 amino acids.
AUGAAAAAGGGGAGAACAACUCCGCACCUGCUAGUACUACUACUAUGGUCAUUCGUAUGGUCCUUCUUUCUCAUUUGUAAUCGCGCAAGCUGCUUCAGAUAUGGCAGUAGCGAAGCAAAGGGGGUUCUUACGAUAGGGAGAAAAAGGAGUGGCUUUCGGAACAGAAAAAAGGUGUUCGUCCUGCAAAACUAUGGGAAGGAAUUUUCUGAAAGAGUAAAGAAGCUAAACCACCUAUCCAAUUUUCUAAAAAUUGAUGCGUACCCAUCGUCCUUCAUAAAAAGAACGAUAAAGAUAGACGAGUUGAAGAGAAAGUAUGAGCAUUUAGAAAAUGGAGAAAAGGACGACAAGGAAAGGUAUGUCAUAUACGGUCGAGUAACAGUCAAAAGGAACGAUGGAAUGUUCCUGAAUGUACAGGAUGAUGGUGGCACUGUACAAAUAUAUGUCGAUGCACAUUUGGCGCUUAAGGGAGCAAGCAAAUGGAAGGGAAAGAGGAAUGAUUGUCUAGAGAGCCAAGGGGAGAAUGAACAGGGGAAGAAGAAUACUUGUCCAGAUGCAGAGCAAAAUAGGAUUAGCUGCAGUCACGGUGAUGGUAAUGCUACACAUGAAGGGGAAAGCCAAUUCCCCUUGGGCAAAGAAGGAGAGAUUCCCCACAAGGAAAACUCAAUAAGAGUGAGAAAAAUUAUCGAAGUAGGUGAUUUCAUAGCCAUCAAAGGAUUUGUUAGAAAAUCCCAAAGGGGAGAAAUAACAUUACACGCAGAAGAAAUUUUCCUGCUAGCUAAAUCCUUGCAUCCCUUGCCAGACAAAUAUAAAGGAAUGAAAGAUGUUGAAUAUAAGUACAGAAAAAGGUACCUCGACUUUUUAAUCAACAAGGAAGAAAAGGAAAAAAUCCUUACAAGAUUUUAUGUCAUACAAGAAAUUAGAAAAUUCCUGCUAAAAAAAAAAUAUACCGAGGUAGAUACCCCAAUAUUACAGUCCAUCGCUGGAGGUGCCUCAGCUAAACCAUUUGAAACCUUAUUAAACUCCUUGAAUUUAGUUCUCUAUUUAAGAAUAGCACCUGAGCUCUAUUUGAAAAAAUUAAUCAUAAGUGGAAUUUCAGAACAAAUUUUCGAAUUCAGCAAAUGCUUCCGCAAUGAAGGCCUAAGUACCAUUCACAACCCUGAGUUUACACUUUUGGAAAUUUAUAAAGCCUACUCUAAUUAUAAAUAUAUGAUUACAUUUGUUGAAAAGUUAAUAAAAAGUGUGUCGAAGAAAAUUUCUCUCCGUUCGAGUGAUGAUAAGAGUUUGCUGUAUGAAAAUAAAUGGAAAAAAAUCUCCUUCAUGAAAAUACUAAAAGAUUAUACGUGUGUGGACUUUCUCAACUUGUCGUUCGAUGAAGCUUAUAAUGAAGCAAAGAAAUUAAACGUAACAUUUGAUCAAGGGAAGGAAUACUUAAAUUGGGGCCUCGUUACUGAGGAGGUUUUCAAACGGAAGGUGGAACCAUUUUUAGAUAAGCACCCUAUUCAUAUAUAUCACCUCCCUGCAGAAACAUCUCCUCUAGCCAAAACGUUAAGCAAAAAUAAAAGGCUGUCCGAACGGUUUGAAACGUACAUAGGGAAGAUGGAAAUAGCGAAUGGCUACUCCGAGGAGGCCAACCCUCUAAUGCAGGAAAGGAAGUUCAUUUCUCAAUAUACUUUAAAGCAUAAAAAGCGUGAAGACCGCAGUAUUCACUAUACAGAUGGGUUUACUCCUCCGGAUGAUGCUCGUUCAGAUGAUAAUAGAGGGGACCCAAACCAUGGCAAUAUUCCCUCUGGUCAGGAAUUUCCCAAAGGACCAGAACAAAUUAAAUCAAAAAUGCAACAUAUGGAAAAUGACCAUCACGAAAUCGACUACGAUUAUGUAACCGCCUUGGCGCACGGUUUGCCCCCAACGGGAGGCCUAGGAAUAGGCAUAGAUCGCUUGUGCAUGCUGCUGACUAAUUCUUCAUCGAUCAAAAAUGUGCUACCAUUUCCGAUAAUUAAGCCACAUUGA